Molecule: messenger RNA, 515 nt
Organism: Rhea pennata
Lineage: Eukaryota; Metazoa; Chordata; Aves; Rheiformes; Rheidae
Gene: POLR2F
Product: RNA polymerase II, I and III subunit F
Exons: 5
Coding region: 32-415 (127 amino acids)
Biological process (GO): transcription by RNA polymerase I; transcription by RNA polymerase II; tRNA transcription by RNA polymerase III
Cellular component (GO): RNA polymerase II, core complex; RNA polymerase III complex; nucleus
Molecular function (GO): DNA binding
Source: RefSeq, a predicted model, not a curated record
UGAUUGCCACUUCCUGGAAGGAGGCGGCAGCAUGUCCGACAACGAGGAUAACUUUGACGGCGAUGACUUCGACGAUGUGGAGGAGGACGAGGGGCUGGAGGACCUGGAAAACGCUGAGGAGGAAGGGCAGGAGAAUGUAGAAAUCCUCCCAUCUGGAGAGCGCCAGCAAGCAAACCAGAAGCGGAUUACUACCCCCUACAUGACCAAGUACGAGCGAGCCAGAGUCCUGGGCACUCGUGCCCUCCAGAUAGCGAUGUGUGCCCCUGUGAUGGUAGAAUUGGAAGGAGAGACAGACCCCUUGCUGAUUGCCAUGAAAGAACUCAAAGCACGCAAGAUCCCCAUAAUCAUCCGCCGAUAUCUGCCAGAUGGGAGCUAUGAAGACUGGGGCGUGGAUGAGUUAAUUAUCACAGACUGAUCAGCCUGGAAAGCCAUUGCUUUUGGUUCUUCUUUCCACAGCAGAUGUUUCUAUUUUUGUUUAUAUUUGUGUAAAUAAAUUGUAAACUUCCCUAUUUUAA